This is a messenger RNA of Pygocentrus nattereri (red-bellied piranha), 2745 nucleotides long. RefSeq names its product transmembrane protein 255A (gene tmem255a). NCBI's taxonomy places the organism in Eukaryota, Metazoa, Chordata, Actinopteri, Characiformes, Serrasalmidae. The record is from RefSeq and is a predicted model, not a curated record. The transcript has 10 exons. The coding region runs from base 226 to 1245 and encodes 339 amino acids.
GCUGAGCUGAUGAGUGCAGUGACGGAGGGGUUUGAUAUAGCAGCUAAUGAGAGAAGAACUACAGGAGCUGAAGGAGUGCUGGCUGACAGAGAAUGCCACGGCAAGCCCAGGUUUUCUAUUCAGCAAGUCUGAGCGAGAAAAACAGCGUCGCCUCACUAGGGCGUUUAAUUUUUAACCCCAAGUCCUAACUGUAGCCUAGCUCAUGCUAGAAAGACCCCAAACAAAAUGCCAGCGGGACUGACUCCGCCAGCCAGCGGGAUACCUGUGUCCGAUGCAGUGGGGUCAUUCAAGAGGAGGAAAAGGAAGUCCAUCAUAGUGACAGCAAUGCUGUUCGUCGUGUCUAUACUUAUCCUAGUCUUUGGGCUGGCUGCUACCACAAGGACACAGAACAUUACUGUUGGUGGCUACUAUCCUGGAGUCAUUCUUGGUUUCGGCUCCAUUCUCGGAAUCAUUGGAGCCCAUUUAAUAGAAAAUAAGAGGCAGAUGCUGGUGGCCUCCAUUGUCUUCAUCAGCUUUGGUGUGGUGGCUGCGUUCUGUUGUGCUAUUGUGGACGGGGUUUUUGCUGCAAGGCACAUAGACCUCAGGCCUCUUUAUGCUGGUCGAUGUGAAUACUUCUCCAGCGCAACCUCUUCUGACCAAGAUGUCCAGUGCCAGACCCCCCGUGUGUCUUGUAAGCUGCGUGUGAAGAGUAACACCUGCUACUGUUGUGACCUCUAUAACUGUGGCAAAGAACAUCCUCUUUUGGGACUUCAGAAUAAAGAUGUUUUGAAAAAAUUUAGGAAAUCCACCAUGAUUUGGAAUCGUGUUGAGUUAAGAGGAGGCUACCAUGAGUAUACCGAUGUCCAAAGUUGCCAGGACGUUGUGCACCUCUACCACCUUUUGUGGUCAGCCACUAUUCUCAACAUUAUUGCACUCUUUCUGGGCAUCAUCACAGCAGCAGUGCUUGGAGGCUUUAAAGACAUGGUGCCAGCAGUAGCUCCUGACACUUGUGAGCCAGACCCUCUGGCCAUCCCUGGACCUCCAGAGACUCUUGCGCCAUCCACGUCAAACUCCUUCUAUAACACUGCCCCCUGCCUUCCACCUUACACUGCCUACGACCUACAGGGCUCCAUGUUCCCCGACUCUUCUGUCCUUUCUGAUGACUCCCAGUCUGGAGCCAGUCACAUGUGGCCAAGUAUGAUCCCGCCACGCUACUCCCCACCUUAUUACCCACCUGAUGAUAAACCACCACCAUACAGCCCUUAAGGGACCAGCAAAGGAUCACAGGAACACUUUCCACAUUGCCAAGGGUUCAAAGGAAAAUGGGCAUUUGGGGAUGUUGAAGCACCUUGACCUGUAGUAUAUGAGCACCUGCUGCUGUGGAGCCUCACUGUGCAGACAAUCUCACUACACUACCAAAUCUGCUGAAGACUUUGGCUGUGGUGUGCAGCUAAGAGACUUCAUCCCUGCAGAGCAGAUAUAAGCAGUGAGACGCGUGCAAUUGUCCAGUAUAACUUAAAAUAUACUAGGUGGCCUCUCUACUCUCUACUUGCUACAAAUAACAUCAAGACUGUUCACAGUUAUGCCUUAAACAUGUCUCUCCGCUUCCAAACAGCAUAAGCCCUCUGCUCCUGUUAUGGGUGUCCUCUGAAUAGAGUGUCUCUGUGGGCUUCUCUCUUGGACACAGUGACUGUGCCACCCUGCAUCUGCCACAGUAGAUAAUGUGAACAUUUCCAAAGUGGCAUGGAGUGUCCUGGUCCUGUUUUUUGCCUCGUCUUUGCUAAAGAGGAAUGAAGAGGAGUCUUAUUUUUGAUUUGCACUUUAUCAUCUCUUAGUAUAAUUAAUAAUAUCAAGCUAGAAUAAUUACUUGAGUUCUUUAAUUCAGUUCGGGCAGCUAGAAUUAUGGUAUGGAGCCCAAAUCAUAGGCUACUUCAACUUGUAAUAUAUGGUAGGAUUAUUUAGCACAAAGCCCAAGUGCAAAGAAUGUGAAAUGUGCAAAGUCAAAACCUGUGUUUUUAAAAAAAUUCAUGUGCAAUGUAAAUAAUUAUCUUGCUGAAUUGUGCUAUGAUAAAGUGUAGAUGAAACAACUUUAAACUGGUCUAGUUACACCACAUGCAUUAUACACCUCUUUUUUUUCCCAGUUUGGAAAUAUGGAAAUGACAUAAUUCAUAGAAAGGUGAUAGCAAGUGUUUCAGAACAUUCAAUUUAAAAACGAGGCACAGCUUUUAGGUCAUUAGACCAGCUCUCAUUUUUAAUAAUACUUUUAAAUGCAGCUGCGGAAUGACAGUGAUAUAUACAAAAUUACCUGUGUCCGUCUAUAAGUAUUUCACAUAAAUCGUCUGUGAGACCUAGUAUUAUGCACUGGAACUAUAGCAACAUACUGCCUUCUCUUAAUAUACAUUUACACAAGUCUUAAGACUACUUUCCAGGUGUGUAUUCACUGUGAUUAGUGAUGAGUCUACGUAUUGUGUUUUAUGUGCUUUAUUUGAAGCAAAACAUACAACUGUAAGAACAGAAUAAGCAAGGGUUACAAAUAAGGUGUCUGUUCAAAAUAUACUGUAUAAAAAUGUUAUGUGACCAGUCUUACCACUACAUGGCCAGAAUUGGUGGUUUAUGCCAUAAAACUGAGCUGAAAAGGGGGCCUCCACCUUAUACACGUUCGUAUUCUUCUCUAAUCAGACUCGCCUUAUUGUUAGACUUGUUUCACUCAAAGCCAUACUGUGAAUACUAUGGAAUUCAAUGCUAGACACCACCAUGGAAAAAGGA